AUGGAAAACUCUGUCUCUUCUCUCUCCCUACAUUUCCCACUAAACCACAAACCCAACAUUUUCCAACUCUUCAACUUCAAACCUUCCUCACAAACCCCAACAACCCAUCCAAGAAACCUACCCAAAUUCACCAUCACCAAGAAGAAAUUCGCAGAAGAAGAUGCAUUUCCAUCUUCCUUACCACUCCACAGCAAAAACCCACUUUCAAUUUACAAAGACAUCAAGAACUUCGCUCGCCAAAAUAAACUCAAAGAAGCUCUCACCAUUUUGGAUUACGUUGACCAACAAGGUGAUGCAUUGAAGCUGUUUGAUGAAUUGCCGGUUGAGAGUAGUGUGUAUCCUUGGAAUGCUUUGCUUAGAGGAACUGUGGUUUCUGGGGGGAGGAAAAAACAAUACAUUGAUGUGGUGAAGACUUAUUCGAAGAUGAGGGAAUUAGGGGUUGAGUUGAAUGUUUAUAGUUUCUCUUCUGUCAUCAAGAGUUUCGCCGCUGCUCCUGCGCUUUAUCAAGGGUUGAAGACUCAUGCACUUUUGAUUAAGAAUGGUUUGGUUGAUAGUGAUAUUCUCAGGACUUGUUUGAUUGAUUUGUAUUUUAAGUGUGGUAAGGUUAGGCUUGCCCGUAGUGUGUUUGAGGAAAUUCCUGAAAUGGAGAGGGAUGUUGUUGUUUGGGGAGCUAUGCUUUCGGGUUUUUCACACAAUAGGUUGCAUAAGGAAGUAUUGGAAUAUGUUAAGUGGAUGGUGGACGAAGGGAUAUAUCCGAAUUCAGUUAUAAUGAUGAUUGUUAUGCCUGUAAUCGGAGAAAUUUGUGAAAGGAGGUUAGGUCGGGAAGUUCAUGCUUAUGUAGUGAAGACAAAAUCGUACUCGGAGAGAGUACCGAUUCAAUCUGCUUUGAUUGAUAUGUAUUGCAAGUGCGGGGAUUUGGGAUCUGCGAGGCGUGUUUUUUAUAACUCGCCAGAGAGAAAUGUAGUUUGUUGGACAGCUCUUAUGUCUGGCUAUGCUUCAGAUGGAAGACUAGAGCAAGCACUGAGGUCUAUAAUUUGGAUGCAACAAGAAGGGUUUAGACCCGAUGUAGUAACAGUUGCCACUGCUCUUCCAGUAUGUGCUCAGUUGAGGGCUUUGGAAGAAGGGAAACAGAUUCAUGCUUAUGCUUUGAAACACUGGUUUCUUCCUAACGUGUCUGUAUCUUCUUCGUUGAUGGUAAUGUAUUCAAAGUGUGGCAUAGUUGAAUAUUCUGAAAGACUGUUUGAAGGUAUGGAGCAUAGGAAUGUGAUUUCAUGGACAGUCAUGAUCAAUUCGUACAUAGAAAAUGGAUAUCUGUAUGAAGCAAUUGAUGUGAUAAGGUCAAUGCAGUUGUCAAGAAAUCGACCCGACUUGAUUGCCAUGUCAAGGAUGUUGAGUGUUUGCGGUGGGCUAAAGCUUUUAAAACUCGGGAAGGAGAUUCACGGGCAGAUUUUAAAAAGGGAUUUUGCAUCAGUCCAUUUUAUUUCUGCAGAACUUAUCAAUAUGUAUGGAACUUUUGGAGAUGUUGAUAAGGCAAUCUUGGUGUUUAUUGCAGUACCUGUGAAAGGUUCAAUGACAUGGACUGCUCUUAUAAGGGCUUACGGUGACAACGAAUUUUAUCAAGGUGCAAUUGACCUUUUCAAUCAGAUGAGAUCGAAUGGUUUUUCUCCAAAUCACUUCACCUUUGGAGUCAUUCUAUCUAUAUGUGAAAGAGCUGGAUUUGUCAAUGAUGCAAAUAAAAUCUUCAAUUUAAUGCCUAAAUAUGAAAUUGAGGCAUCUAAGGAACACUUCGAUGUAAUGGUCCGACUUCUUACUCGAUAUGGACAACUAAAGAAAGCUCAGAGAUUUGUACAGAUGAGUUCUUUCUUGUAG
Molecule: messenger RNA, 1869 nt
Organism: Vicia faba (fava bean)
Lineage: Eukaryota; Viridiplantae; Streptophyta; Magnoliopsida; Fabales; Fabaceae
Source: the annotation of a GenBank genome assembly